Messenger RNA from Colletes gigas, 1359 nucleotides. RefSeq lists its product as uncharacterized. Gene Ontology annotation, molecular function: nucleic acid binding; RNA-DNA hybrid ribonuclease activity. The transcript has a single exon. The record is from RefSeq and is a predicted model, not a curated record. Gene Ontology annotation, biological process: DNA replication, removal of RNA primer. The coding region runs from base 1 to 1359 and encodes 452 amino acids. NCBI's taxonomy places the organism in Eukaryota, Metazoa, Arthropoda, Insecta, Hymenoptera, Colletidae.
AUGGGGAGCAGACAUUUCAGACAGGUUCUAUUAAACACGUACAAAACUACCAUCAGAAGCAAAUUAGACUACGGAUCUAUUAUUUAUGGCUCAGGAAAGGAAUCUACACUAAAAAAACUGGAUCCUAUACAUAACACCGCCCUGAGAAUAAUAACUGGAGCCUUUAGAACUAGUCCCAUACUAAGCAUUUUAAAAGAAGCAAACGAACCUCCGCUCAAACACAGAAGAAAACUCCUCUGCAUUAUACAAGCGAUAAAAAUAUCUACUAUCCCAAAUAAAUCCUCCUUUAAAAAUACCUUUUCAGCCCGCUACAUCACAAAAUACAAUAAUAAAAAACUGACUCCCAAACCUUUUUAUUAUAGAGUCCACAAACUUGAAGAGGAACUCAAUAUAACAUUUUUCCCUACUAUUCCACAAAGAAAAACCGGAAUACCACCAUGGGUCAUGCACCCCAUCGAAGUAAACAUAGACUUAACAGUAUACAAAAAAUCUGACACCAAUCCUGUAAUAUUUCGUAACCUAACCACUGAAACUAUAGAUCGCUACAGAAACUAUAUCCAUAUCUAUACUGACGGAUCAAAAACUGAAACCGGCACGGGAUACGCAGUAAUCACCCCGGAAUCCUCACUUUCAACCAAAUUAGCACCAUAUACAUCAAUUUUUACGGCUGAAGCAACUGCCAUCAACCAUGCUAUAAAAAUUUCUUACAUAAACUCUUAUACACACACUAUUAUUUUUACUGAUUCAAUGAGCACUUUAGAGACACUAAGCAGCAUACCAUCGGAUAAUGACAUCCUCCUCCAAAUUCAGGAAACAAACCAUGAAAUCACAGAAAAGGGCCACAAAAUAAUACUUGCAUGGAUACCGGGACACGUAGGCAUUCCAGGAAAUGAAAAAGCCGACCAGAUAGCAAAACAAGUAGCCAACUCACCAACUAGCUACCAAAAUAUUCCCACCCAAGAAGAUUUAAUUAAAGAUAUCAGAAAUAAGUUAAAAUGCCAGUGGGAAUCUGAGUGGAGAAACACAGCUCCACCACACAUCAAAAACAUAGAGGACGCCUUUUUUACAGAAAACACAGCAACUAUUUUAACUAGAAAAGAGCAAACUGCUAUAACCCGAAUAAGAAUUGGACACUCCAAAAUCUCCCACUCAUACAUAUUAUCAAAGGAACCCAUCCCAAUAUGCGAACACUGCAACACAACAAUUACAACGGACCACCUAAUCCUUGACUGCCAAAAAUACAACAUUCUUCGCCGUAAACACAAGCUGGAACCUCAACUUAAAGAAAACCUCACCAACAGAAAGCUACACAACCUACUGGGAUUCAUCAAAGAAGCAAAAUUAAUUGACAAAAUAUAA